This is a messenger RNA of Lindgomyces ingoldianus, 798 nucleotides long. Its product is annotated as alpha/beta-hydrolase. The record is from RefSeq and is a predicted model, not a curated record. NCBI's taxonomy places the organism in Eukaryota, Fungi, Ascomycota, Dothideomycetes, Pleosporales, Lindgomycetaceae. Bases 1 to 798 code for a protein of 265 amino acids. The transcript has 2 exons.
AUGCCCUUCCUGCAAGUCGGAUAUAAGAAAAUCCAUUACACAGACUCCCAGCCUGACAACCAUGAAGUGCGUGAGACAUUCAUCUGCAUGCAUGGUCUCGGCUCCUCGCAAGACUACUAUCACGCGAUAGCGCUCGGCCUGAAAGCCCACCACUUCCGAUGUAUUACCUUCGAUACGACGGGCGCGGGGCGGUCGCCGUACACACAGGUUGAGCAGAGUAUUGAGAGUCUGUCGGAUGAUAUAAUUGGGAUUAUGGACAAGUUAGAGGUGUCCAAGGCUAUAGUGGUGGGGCAUAGCAUGGGAGGUAUCGUAGCAGCGAAUCUCGCCGCGGAACGGAACGACCGUGUCGUUGCAGCGGUGCUCAUCGGACCCGUAUAUCCUAACCCAAACGUAAUCCCGGUGUUCGAGAAGAGAAUAGAGACAGUGACGAAAGAAGGCAUGGAAGCUAUGGCAAAUACCGUGCCUUAUGGAGCCCUAGCGAAGGGUGCAUCUCCUCUCGUCAGGGCAUUCAUUCGCGAACUGCUCCUUGGCCAGGACCCGGCAGGUUAUUGCAGCAAUUGCCGCGUUAUAAUAAAUGCUAAACCUCCAAAUUAUGGCAAGAUUUCCGUCCCGAUAUUGCUACUCGCCGGCGAGGAGGAUAACUCUGCACCACUAGAAGGCUGCACGAAGAUGUUUGAGGAAAUUGGGACUGGCCAGAAGAAGAUGGAAGUCAUGAAGGGUGUAGGGCACUGGCAGUGUGUUGAGGCCUUCGAGGAAGUGGGGAAGCAGAUAUUAGCCUUCUAUCACGAUAUUCAAUGA